AUGGAGCAGAGCAAUCACACUAUUGUAUCAUAUUUCAUUAUUAAAGGACUUACUGAUGAUCCCGAGCUUCAGGCUCCAAUCUUCGUUCUGAUUCUAUUUAUUUAUCUUAUUUGUCUUGGAGGUAAUAUAAUGAUUCUUCUACUUGUCUCUUUAGAUCCUCAGCUCCAAACUCCCAUGUAUUUUUUCUUGGGUAACUUAUCCCUCCUUGACAUAUGCUCCACCACCGUCACUCUACAUAAGAUCCUGUUUAUUUUUAUAUCAGGAGAUAAUACAAUGUCUUUCUUUUGCUGUAUAACACAGAUGUAUAUGUUUAUAUCUCUGCAAGGUGAUGUCCUGUUAAUACUGACUGUGAUGGGUUAUGAUCGAUAUGUGGCUAUCUGCCGUCCCUUGCAUUACCAAAUGGUCAUGAACCGUAGAGUAUGUGUUGGGUUGGCCACCAUCUGCUGGGUUAUCGGUUACAUAGAGAUCACACCUACACUUUUAGCAGUAUUAAGGUUCACAUGCUAUAAAUCUAACAUAAUAAAUCAGUUUUUCUGUGAUGUGAUUCCAUUGAAGAAACUUUCCUGCAGUGACACUACUUUUUUAGAGCUUUAUAUACUUAUUGAAGGAGGUUUUAUUGCAUGUUUAGUUCCACUUAUUCUCACUUUUGUCUCUUAUGUUUACAUUAUAAAUGCCAUCAUGAGGAUCUGUUCCAGUACUGGAAGACGUAAAGCCUUCUACACAUGUUCCUCACAUCUCACAGUAGUUAUCCUUCUUUAUACAACGAUCUUCUGGCAGUAUCUGACACCAGAGUCAAUGGAUACUUUAGCAUCUAAAAAACUUUUUUCCCUCUUUAACACAGCUGUUGUCCCUAUACUAAACCCACUGAUUUACAGCUUAAAGAACAAAGAUGUCAAAUCAUCUCUAAGACACAUGUUGAAGUCUUGUAAGGUUAAUGUUUAA
Bombina bombina (fire-bellied toad) is the source of this 942-nucleotide messenger RNA. RefSeq names its product olfactory receptor 6C1-like. The transcript has a single exon. Bases 1 to 942 code for a protein of 313 amino acids. Gene Ontology annotation, molecular function: olfactory receptor activity; G protein-coupled receptor activity. Gene Ontology annotation, biological process: G protein-coupled receptor signaling pathway. The record is from RefSeq and is a predicted model, not a curated record. Gene Ontology annotation, cellular component: membrane. NCBI's taxonomy places the organism in Eukaryota, Metazoa, Chordata, Amphibia, Anura, Bombinatoridae.